Molecule: messenger RNA, 459 nt
Organism: Dermochelys coriacea (leatherback sea turtle)
Lineage: Eukaryota; Metazoa; Chordata; Testudines; Dermochelyidae
Gene: PER3
Product: period circadian regulator 3
Exons: 2
Coding region: 111-446 (111 amino acids)
Biological process (GO): entrainment of circadian clock by photoperiod; circadian regulation of gene expression; negative regulation of transcription by RNA polymerase II
Cellular component (GO): nucleus; cytoplasm
Molecular function (GO): transcription cis-regulatory region binding; transcription corepressor binding
Source: RefSeq, a predicted model, not a curated record
UCAAAAUGCAUCCGAUGAAGUGAGCUGUAGCUCACGAAAGCUUAUGCUCAAAUAAAUUUGUUAGUCUCUAAGGUGCCACAAGUACUCCUUUUCUUGAACCAGGAGAGACCAUGAAAGAGCAAACAGCAGCAGCUGUGGUAGGAGCUCCGCUGACAAAUCUGAUGAUGACCAUCAAGCCUCUGAGCGUGGUGUCUGUAACUAGCCAGUGCAGUUACAGCAGCACCGUUGUGCAUAUCCCACAACCUGAGUCAGAAGUGACUGCAAUAGAAGAUGCCACUGUAGGGAGUGAACAAAUUGAGCUGCCUCCUUUGAAUGCUCCCACUGUGGUUCUUGAGGAAUUUAAGCAAGUUGGACCAACAAAGGAAGUUUUGUCAGUCCACACUCUGAAAGAGGAGCAAAACUACAUUGACGGGCUCCAUCAGAGGACAUUGUCAUCUCCAUACUAGUCUGAUCUUCAGC